Hippopotamus amphibius kiboko is the source of this 603-nucleotide messenger RNA. It is a transcript of the gene ADIG, whose product is annotated as adipogenin. The transcript has 3 exons. Lineage: Eukaryota; Metazoa; Chordata; Mammalia; Artiodactyla; Hippopotamidae. Bases 99 to 344 code for a protein of 81 amino acids. Gene Ontology annotation, biological process: brown fat cell differentiation; white fat cell differentiation. The record is from RefSeq and is a predicted model, not a curated record. Gene Ontology annotation, cellular component: nucleus; cytoplasm; lipid droplet.
AGUCACAAUUGGGCUGAGACCAGAGCGUGGCCCGGCCCGCCGGGUCCCCAGGGCAGCCCUGCCAGCCCAGGCCGGCCCGGCCCAGCCACACACGCACCAUGAAGUACCCUCUGGUGCCGCUGGUAAACGAGCUUACAUUUUCUUUCCUGGUGUUCUGGCUCUGCCUGCCCGUGGCCUUGCUGUUGUUCUUGCUGAUCGUCUGGCUACACUUCUUACUCAGCCAAGAUUCAGAGGAAAAUGACUCAGAUGUAUGCUUUGAUUGGGAGCCCUGGAGUAAAGGCCCCGCCAAGUUUUGCCAGGAGGAGACAUUCCACAGCCGAGAGGAGGAGAGGCCCUGCUGGUGAGGCUGUUCUGCCGGAUCCAGUGUUCCACUGCUUCCCAGCCUGGUUUUCCUGGGGUCCGUGGGGCUGUGGCAGCGGCCAACGUGGAUGGGAGACUCGCCGGGGAGGGGAGCGGACUUUGGUGAGCAAGGCGCCCCCCAGGCCCCCAACCCAUCUGCUCCACUGAUGGACACAGGAACGCCUCCAGAGACCCAGCUGUUCUCCGUUACAGACGACCUUCCAGGCCCCCCAGGGAGAAGCCCGAGUCUAUGAAGACAGUAUA